UAUGGCGGCGCCCAUGAAAACGUGAAAACUUAAAAUUUGUCUCUAUUUUGGUUAUUUUCAAGUAAAGUAACGAACAGAUAUGUCAAGCAAACCACUCAAAAUCCUUGUUUCUGGUGAUGUCGAAGGCAAGUUCACUACCCUCUUUUCAAGAGUUAAUGGUAUCAUCAAGAAAAAUGGGCCAUUUGAUCUCCUAAUCUGCGUGGGCGAGUUCUUUCAUGGAGAAGGUUCAAGAGAAGAAUGGGAGAAAUAUCAGAAGGGAGAAUUGAAAGUGCCCAUGCCCAUUCUUAUACUUGGUCCAACAAAACAGGGAAACACCAUCUACUACACGGAGGAGAAAGGUGGAGAUCUUUGUGAAAAUGUUACCUACCUUGGGCGCCAAGGUCUAUUCACUGGAAGCUCCGGUCUGAAAAUAGCAUAUCUGAGCGGACGAGAUGGUGUCACUGAAGAGAAUCCUAAACUUUCGUUUAAUAAGGAGGAUGUCCACAAUCUCAUGAUGUCGGCUUCUGCUGAGUCGAACUUCAAGGGUGUUGACGUUCUCCUCACAGCACAGUGGCCCAAAGGGGUAGAAAAAUAUGCACAAGAACCGGAAGGAGUUGAUUCGAUGGAAUGUGGCUCCGCUGCGCUGGCCCAGCUGGUCUUGGCUUUAAAACCAAGAUAUCAGUUUACGACAGGAGAAGGGACGUUUUAUGAGAGAAAGCCGUACAGAAACCACAAGGUGUUAACAGAAAGUGCGAAACAUGUCACACGGUUCAUUGGAUUAGCGAAAGUUGGCAAUACACAAAAGAAAAAGUUUUUAUAUGCUUUUAACAUUUUACCGAUGUCCAAGAUGAGCACGUCAGAACUCGUAAAACAGCCACCAGAUGUCUCUGAAUGUCCGUUCACAUUCGACAUUUCGUCUGCCCCACGCCAGUCUAAGGAUGAUGACGCUCCACAGUUUUUCUAUGAUAUGAACCAGAGAGAUCAAGGUGGAAGGAAGAGGCGACGUGAGGGAGGUGAUAGCAGGGAGGGAAGACCGCAAAAGAAACAGCCCCAACCAACUGGUCCGUGUUGGUUUUGCCUGUCGAGUCCUGAAGUGGAGAAACAUUUAGUCGUCAGUGUGGCCGAAGAUUGCUACCUAGCGCUGGCCAAGGGCGGCCUAACGCCCGACCAUGUGCUAAUCUUGCCAAUUGGCCAUCACCAAUCUACAGUUCAGGCACCGUCGGACGUCAUAGCAGAGAUAGAAAAAUAUAAAUCUGGACUGAAAAAGUGUUUUCGGAAACAAGGAAAAGCUGUUGUUUUCUUUGAGAGAAAUUAUCGAACACAACAUUUGCAAAUACAGGCAGUUCCCUUCCCUCUGUCCCUCGGUGAAGAUGAAAUAAAAGAGAUAUUCUUGGACUCCGCUCACAACCACCCACAUCCAUUCGAGCUGCAUGAGAUACCAAAGUUAUCAGAUCUCAAACAGAUUGUCCCUGCAGGUGCUCCCUACUUCUAUGUCGAACUGCCAUCUGGUGAGAAGUUGUUACAUCGUAUUAAGAAAGGUUUCCCUCUUCAGUUUGGAAGAGAAGUAAUGGCGAGCAAAGAAAUUCUCGAUAUGGAGGAAAAAACGGACUGGAAAAACUGCAAGUUGACCAAGGGCGAAGAGACGGAAGCUGCUCAGAGUUUUAGGAAACUGUUCCAAGACUUUGACUGUAUCUGAAUGCAAGACUUCGAACAAUCCCUGUUCUUCACCAAAUACAUGUAAUUUGCGAGUUGAGAUGACGGUGAUUCUGAUGGGGGAAAUCAGUGGCAAAGUGGUUCGAGUGCCAGGCUCAUAACCCGGAAGUCCUGGGUUCAAUUCGAAAGGAUCACCACAUGCAACAUCAUCUGUUGCUGAUGACUUGUCCUCGGUUUCCAAGCCUUUGAACAUCUGUAAAACCUCUCUAUAAGGAUUCCCUUGGGACUGACGGAUGCAGUCCUUAGUAGGGAGGUGUCCCGAUUGUAGAGGUCAAAUUGUACCCAAACAACCUAUUUGAGAUCAUAAUCACUGUAUCCAGCUAACAGAGUGCUGUACUUUCCAACACUCUUCCUUCUCCAAGAAGAUAAUUCAAAAAUUGCAUUUAGUACAUUUAUCAUGUAUUUUA
Messenger RNA from Lineus longissimus, 2099 nucleotides. RefSeq names its product CWF19-like protein 1. NCBI's taxonomy places the organism in Eukaryota, Metazoa, Nemertea, Pilidiophora, Heteronemertea, Lineidae. Gene Ontology annotation, molecular function: RNA lariat debranching enzyme activator activity. The record is from RefSeq and is a predicted model, not a curated record. The coding region runs from base 80 to 1675 and encodes 531 amino acids. The transcript has 15 exons. Gene Ontology annotation, biological process: mRNA splicing, via spliceosome. Gene Ontology annotation, cellular component: post-mRNA release spliceosomal complex.